Messenger RNA from Momordica charantia (bitter melon), 1793 nucleotides. Lineage: Eukaryota; Viridiplantae; Streptophyta; Magnoliopsida; Cucurbitales; Cucurbitaceae. The record is from RefSeq and is a predicted model, not a curated record.
CUUUCCUCUGCAUUUCUCCUCUGUUUUUCAAAACUUCAACACCUAAAGAAAAAUGUCGAAUCUGGAUGAGAAAGACAAGCAAGUCUUGCAAAAUCUCGAAGAUGUCACAAGUAAUGCUGAUGAAAUCCAACGGCGAGUUCUAGCUGAAAUUCUAUCAACAAAUGCUCAUGUUGAGUACCUGAAGCAACACGGUCUUGAUGGGUCUACAGAUGUUUCGACCUUCAAGAACCUCAUUCCUCUUGUCUCUUACGAACACUUAAAACCUUAUAUUGAUCGUAUUUCCAGCGGCGAUGAUUCUCCAAUUCUAUGCGCACACCCCAUUACAGAUUUUGCAAGGGCUGAGUCAGUAACUAAAGGUGGAAUUGUUGCUCGUUCUGCAUCUACAAGUUUGAGCAGAAGUUCGGAUUUCAAUAAUAUGGAAAGUGGAUCUUAUACAAGCCCAAACGAAAUCAUUCGCUGUACAGAUGCAUACCAAAGUCUAUACUGUCAAUUGCUAUGUGGGCUUUUACAGAGAGAAAAAGUUGUUGGAAUUGGUGCUCUUUUUGCCUCUACUUUAGUUUAUGUUUCUAAGUUCCUUGAAAAUCAUUGGGUUCUUUUAGCAAAUGAUAUACGAACGGGAACUGUAAACACCAAAAUUACAGACCAAUUGGUAAGGGAAUCAGUCAUGAAUAUUCUGAAACCUGAUCCUCAGCUUGCAGAUUUUAUAGAGUCUGAAUGCAGCAAAGGAACAUGGGAAGGAAUCGUUACAAGAUUGUGGCCAAACACCAAAUUCAUUAAUGCUAUUGUGACGGGAAGCAUGUCACAGUACAUUCCCCAACUUAAUUACUAUAGUAAUUGUCUGCCUCUUAUUUCUCUCUUCUAUGCUUCUUCGGAGUGUUACUUUGGCAUAAACUUGGAUCCAUUGAGUAAACCUGAGGAAAUCUCCUACACUUUUAUUCCCACCAUGGCCUAUUUCGAGUUCUUGCCAGUGGACAGGGCAAAUGCUAAUAGAGAAGUAGGCCAAGAAUUAGUUGAUCUCGUUGAUGUCAAGUUAGGACAAGAAUAUGAGGUUAUUGUCACCACUUACACUGGCCUCUACCGUUAUUGCAUAGGUGAUAUUGUUCGCGUGACAGGAUUUAAAUAUAAAGCUCCAUGUUUUAGUUUUGUGUGUAGGAAAAAUGUAGUAUUAAGCUUGGAUUUUGAGAAAACAGAUGAAGCGGAGCUUCAUAAUGCAGUAAAAGGAGCUGGUGAGCUUUUGAACCCAUUCGGGGCCACUAUUGCCGACUACACUAGCUAUGCGGAUAACUCAACGUUUCCUGGACACUAUGUGUUAUAUUGGGAAAUUCACUUUAAGGAAGAAAUCUCCAUUAUUCCAUCUUCAAUAUACGAGGAUUGCUGUCUCGCUGUUGAAGAGUCGCUUAAUUCAUUAUACCGUCAGGCAAGAUCUCACCAGAAAGUUAUCAAUCCAUUAGAGAUAAAGAUGGUAGAAGCGGGAACUUUUGACAAACUCUUAGAACGAGCAACGUACCAAGGUGCUUCAAUUAGCCAAUACAAGACACCUCGAUGCGUAACAUCUACCCAGAUUGUCGAGCUUUUGGAUACAAAAGUUGUUGCCAGUUAUUUUAGUAAAAAAUACCCCAAAUGGGAUCCCACUUGUCGGCAUCGUCUUUUUGCCCUUUGCCAGUACCCCUAUUUGAUGAGGUAAGUUAAUUUAGAUAACUCCUUGUGUAUUUGAAGUUUGUGAUUCAUUGGCAGUACUAUUUGGGUGGUCAGUUUAAUUUUUGUGGAAGAGAUUAAUGUUCAGUUUUUCGUUU